AUGAUAUUUUGCUGGUUUUUCAUAGGACAGCUCACUGCCAAGGUUCCGAGGGAGUACGAAGAAGUUGGUGAGUGAACUGAUUCGGAUUGCAUUGAACAAUAUAUAUGACUAUUGAUGCUUUGCAGAAAACCAGGACAACAUUCUGUUCACAGUCACGGAGCCGUACAUGCUGGCUUUCACGUACCAGAUGAAACACGCGUUCAUGCUUGGCAGUCACUUCCCUGACGGAGCCAACAAGACUUUGAAAGUGAGUGAGGCUUCCAGCUGGUGAGACAUGGCCAGACAGUCUGUAUUUGAACAGUCCUGAUCUUCCGAGUGAUUUGAUUCGUCAAAAUGAGGUGAAAACAAAAAAAACGGUCUGUGUUUUGGAAUAGAUUAUCUUUUGAACAAACACUGGUAAUCAUGCCUCGCCCCACACUCGAAAAAAAUAAAUCAAAGGGUAAUGAUUUUCAGAAUCUCGAGAUGGUUCUUGCUGAUCCCACAAACGGAUGCGAACCUCUACGCAAUGAAAUCUACGCGCCAACAGUCAUACUAAUGGAAAGAGGGUAAAUAUCGUCAUUUCGCACAGAUGAGAAAUAAUAUCGAGCCCUUCAGAGACUGCUCCUUCACCGAAAAAGCGAUGAACGGCCAGAAUGCUGGAGCUAGUGUGGUGAUGGUCACAGAUUCUCAAAAUUAUGGUUUGUCAAUGAUAGCGAUUCAAAAAAAAUGUAAAAUGUUUGCAGACUAUCGAUCUCGUCUUGACUACGUGAAUAUGAUUCCCGACGAAUCCCUGGAUCGGGCCGAUAUCCCAUGCGUUUACGUAGCGCCAGUUACUGGGUAAGAUCGUCCUUUUCAAAAAAUAAUAACUAUAUAGCGACUCAUUUUCAGACGUUUCUUCCGCGAUCAUCUGGAGGAAGGCGGCACCAUCCGACUGAACAUUCCCGUCGAGAAGAACCAUGCUCCGUGGGUGCAUCAUCAGCGAAAGGCUCCCUGGGAGAUCUGGCCGGAGGAAGAUCAUUAUUUCUGA
Caenorhabditis sp. 36 PRJEB53466 is the source of this 1006-nucleotide messenger RNA. The record is from the annotation of a GenBank genome assembly. Lineage: Eukaryota; Metazoa; Nematoda; Chromadorea; Rhabditida; Rhabditidae.